AUGCAAGAGGCAAGAAAAACCAUGUGCAAGAAAAAUAUUAGAGUUAUGCAACUUGUCAAAUUAUUAGGAAGCCAAGUGGCAACAAGGACAGGCAAGGGUGAUCCGUUAUGCAAAUGCUGCGGGGAAGAACCAGAAACGACUGAACAUGCACUUUUUCACUGCAAAUCUAGAGUGCUGGCUUGGGCAACAUUUCCUGUCUCCUGGGACGGCAUUGAAGAACAUAACUGGAACUUUUGGAAAUGGUGGGAACAUAUGCAGGGUGCCAGAGCAAGAGAGGAUGGGAAUAAACACAUUGAAAUUACAGCAAAUUUCCUCUGGCAAAUUUGGAAGGCAAGAAACGGGUGGAACUUUAACCAGGAUCUAAAAGGAAGUGACCUGAUAUCCAAAAAAACAAUGGAAGAAUGGAUAGAGUUUGAUGAAGCUGGAAGGAAUUCAGAGGUGACCAAUGGUACGGGCCCCCAACCAGAGGACAGACAGAGCAUGUUAGCUGGUCUAAUGGAACAACAUGUUUCCAUUAUGUAUACGGAUGCAGGAAUGAAUCAAACCAGAAUGAAAGCAGGAAUUGGAAUCAUUGCUAAAACUAACAAUGGCAGGAUUCUGACGACUUGGUCUAUCCCGCAGCCAAGAGGUAGAGAUGCAGCUGAAUUGGAGGCUAUCGCUAUUAGAACAGCUCUGAGCAAGGCUAUUGAGGAAGAUAUGACAUCCUUAUUGAUCCUCUCGGACUGCAAAGCAGUGGUGGAUAGGAUCAAUUUAGGAGGCCAUGGUCUAACCUCUCUGGACAUGCUCAUUGAAGACAUAAAGCAGUUGAGUCUUUCAUUCUGGAAAUGCUCAUUCUUUCACAUAAGGAGAGAAUUGAACCUGUGUAGCCAUAGGCUAGCUAAGUUUGCUGUUAACUUGGUACAUGAAACUAGGUGGAAGCAAUCCUUUCCUGUGUGGCUUAACAAAGAAGCCCACAAUGAUUUCCUGGCAGUUGCCAGCCUUUUGUAA
Molecule: messenger RNA, 987 nt
Organism: Coffea eugenioides
Lineage: Eukaryota; Viridiplantae; Streptophyta; Magnoliopsida; Gentianales; Rubiaceae
Exons: 1
Coding region: 1-987 (328 amino acids)
Molecular function (GO): RNA-DNA hybrid ribonuclease activity; nucleic acid binding
Source: RefSeq, a predicted model, not a curated record